AAUUUUAUUUUGAUGUGCUUAUCUUAGAAAUUGUAUUUACCGUAAACAAAACAAUGAAAUUAUGCUAAAUUUUCCAUUCGUUCAGACUUUAUUGCAGUAUACGUUUAAAGUUGGAAUUCGGUAUGUAUUGUGUACGCGGACUGGCUAAUAGUUGAAAAAUCUUAAUACUUCGGUUGUUGUUUCACUAUAAAUUUGUCCGAACAAGAUACCUUAUAAUAUUAUUGUUAUGACAAUUGUUUGCAGCCUCGUAGACUUUCGAUUAAGUUAAUUCGAUGUGUUUUUAACUACCUAGAUCAACAUGAAAAUUCUAUUUAGGAUCAUACUAUUGUUCGUCGCGUCAAGAUUAAUUCUGUGUUCGAUUCAUAAAAACCUCAAAUAUUUCGAUACUUUGCACGCCUCCGAUCUUUCCCAUAAUAUUGUAAAACGCGGUACGACCGAUAGCCCUCAUCCGCUCAACAAAAUUAGAGAAGUAUCGUUUUCGACAUUGGGAAGACAUUUUAGAUUGAUUUUAUCGCCUAAGAGAGGUUUGCUUCAUCAUCGUUUUGAAGCUUCUACUAUUGAUGGAGAAGGUGUCGAAACUCCAGUAGCCGUUGAUCAUGAACAUUUCUAUGAUGGUCGUGUAUUCGGAGAGACUAUUUCACAUGCCGGCGUACACUUGGACGAAGGUGUUAUGACUGCUAUUAUUGAUGUGCCCGGCGAAACUUAUCAUAUUGAACCACUAUGGAGACAUUUACCUGACAAAGACAAUAAAACCAUGGUUACGUAUAAAGCUUCGGACGUGCGCUUGAGUUGGGAACAGUCAGAAAAAAAACCGCAUAAACCGUGUGCUUAUGUAAAAGAGGACGCAGAAGUAGAAACCGUAGAUGACGAAGACAAAGACUUAGAUUCAAUAAUGAGAAGCAAGCGUGAGGCGGAAUCGUUUGAUUAUAUGGCGACUCCGACAAAAACACGUUGUCCAUUAUUGUUGGUGGCCGACUAUAGAUUUUUUAGAGAAAUGGGCGGAGGCGAUACAAAAACUACGAUAAACUAUCUGAUUAGUUUAAUUGAUCGUGUACACAAGAUUUACAAUGAUACGUUGUGGUUGGAAAGACAAGAAUCCGAUGGUUUCCGAGGUAUGGGUUUUGUUAUUAAGAAAAUCACAGUACACAGUGAACCGACCAAAGUACGUAGUUCAGAAGACCAUUACAACAUGAUCAGAGAGAAAUGGGAUGUUCGGUCGCUACUCGAGGUGUUUAGCAGAGAAUAUAGCCAUAAAGACUUCUGCUUAGCGCAUUUAUUUACCGACUUAAAAUUUGAAGGUGGUAUUUUGGGUCUGGCCUACGUCGGGUCACCCAGACGUAACUCGGUCGGAGGGAUUUGCACACCAGAGUAUUUCAAAAACGGAUACACACUGUACCUAAACUCUGGUCUCAGUUCGAGUCGUAAUCAUUAUGGCCAACGGGUCAUUACGAGGGAAGCGGAUUUGGUAACGGCUCACGAGUUUGGUCACAACUGGGGUUCUGAACACGAUCCAGACAUCAGCGAAUGCAGUCCAACGGCUAGCCAAGGCGGAUCGUUCCUCAUGUAUACAUACAGCGUUAGCGGAUAUGAUAUUAACAACAAGAGAUUUUCUCCAUGUAGCUUGCGGUCUAUACGAAAAGUAUUGCAAGCGAAAUCGGAACGUUGUUUUUCCGAACCGGAAGAAUCUUUUUGUGGUAAUCUCAGGGUCGAAGGCAACGAAGAAUGUGAUGCUGGGCUGUUGGGUACAGAAGACAACGAUUCAUGUUGUGACAAAAAUUGCAAGCUGAGGAGAGCACAAGGAGCUCGGUGCAGUGACAAAAACUCGCCUUGCUGCCAAAACUGUCAAUUCAUGGCGUCCGGAGUGAAGUGUCGCGAAGGACAAUUUGCUACUUGCGAACAGGAAUCACGUUGUACGGGAACCGGUCCCGAAUGUCCAAAGAGCCCAGCUAUGGCGGACGGCACUGGAUGUUUGGAACGGGGCAAAUGCCGCUCGGGCAAAUGUAUACCAUAUUGUGAAACGCAAGGCCUACAAAGUUGCAUGUGCGAUACAAUUUUGCACUCUUGUAAACGGUGCUGCCGGAUCAAUUUGAACGACACAUGCUAUCCUGUCGAUCCACCUGAUGUGUUACCCGAUGGGACGCCUUGUAUUCAAGGAUUCUGUAACAGAGGCGUUUGCGAAAAGACUAUUCAAGAUGUCGUCGAACGUUUUUGGGACAUCAUUGAAGAGAUUAACAUUAACAAAUUGUUGAGAUUCCUAAAAGACAACAUUGUCGGCACGGUCAUUUUGGUGACCGGUUUAAUAUGGGUGCCGGCUUCGUGUAUAAUCAAUUGGUUGGACCACAAGCGCGUGAACGAAGCGCGCGAAAGAAGAAGAUGGGAAGACCAAAAUGAAUUUUUGCAAAUGACCAACGAUGCCAGACCGAAGAAAAUAAUCUACAUAAAAGUGCCCGCGAGUCGUACCGCUACCAACAGACAAAUGUAAAUUUUACUCUACACUACUCAACUGCUGUGCAUUCAUUUGAAAGUUACAUUAGCUCUUUUAUAUAUUUUAGCCAUUUAAUUAUGAUUAUUUUUUUAAGUUACCUACCUAUUACAAAUCUUUUUGUUCCUAUUUGUUUAUUGCGUAAUUAAUUUAAUUGUUUUAUAUAAGUACUUAAUAAUCGUUUUUUGUAUGGUUUAUUGAAUUUUCGAAUAAUUAGUGGAAAAUAUUGUCUAGUCAAACCUGUGCAGUAUUAUUG
Messenger RNA from Adelges cooleyi (spruce gall adelgid), 2738 nucleotides. RefSeq names its product ADAM 17-like protease (gene Tace). The record is from RefSeq and is a predicted model, not a curated record. Lineage: Eukaryota; Metazoa; Arthropoda; Insecta; Hemiptera; Adelgidae. Bases 299 to 2482 code for a protein of 727 amino acids. Gene Ontology annotation, biological process: Notch signaling pathway; membrane protein ectodomain proteolysis. The transcript has 13 exons. Gene Ontology annotation, molecular function: metalloendopeptidase activity. Gene Ontology annotation, cellular component: plasma membrane.